AGGCUGCUGAGAAGGGGCCAGACCUACCAGGACCCUCCCCUAGCAUCUGGGCCCCACUCCACAAAAGGGCUUCUGUGGGCCAUAAGAAUUGCACUUCCCAGACUCCGACCUCAGCAAUAUCAGACUUCUCAAUGCAGAACAAGGUGCACCAGGAGCCAGGCUUGUCUCCCAUGAUGUCCACUGAGAUCUCUAUUAGCAGGGAGGACAUCACACCUGACUAUGUCACCUGGUCCCUGUUCAACACGCUCUUCAUGAACUUCUGCUGCCUGGGCUUCAUAGCCUUCGCCUACUCUGUGAAGUCUAGGGACAGGAAGAUGGUGGGUGACAUAACUGGGGCCCAGGCCUUCGCCUCCACUGCCAAGUGCCUGAACGUCAGUGCCAUGGUCUUCACCAUCAUCCUGAUCAUCAUCUUCAUGAUUGCGUACUUAAUAUUACUGUAAGGGUUAAGUGCUGAAAUGGUUAAAACAAAAUGUGUGAGUCUACAUCAUGUACAACCAGAGAAUGAAAAGUUGUGCUCCAUUUUUGUGCAAUGAAAUGAAAUGCAUUCUGCUGCCAUGUAUGACUAAUUAAAAAAAAGAGUUAAAGCAGGGGUGAGGGGUGGAGCUUCAUGCAGAGGGUGCCAGACUAUGCAGGCAGCCCUGGGUUCAAUCCCCAGCACCAAAACAAACAACUAACAUUUGAAAGAGUUUCCUGUAUUUGAGGCAAGAUCAAGUUUCCCUUCUCGCCAUGUCCAACCCUCCCUAGCUGGCCGUGUACCCUGGGCUGAGGCUCUGCCCCUGUACCCCUCGCUUUCUGAAGCAUUGACACGCACCCAUCUGUCCACAGUGGGAUUCAAUAAAGUGCAUUGUACGUGGGUGUGCUGUGAUCUCGCCUGGGGAGGGGUCUGCUGGCAGUCACAGCCUGGUGCACCAUCUGAACCCCUCUCCCUCUGCUGUCGCAUGCAUGUCCCACGUUCUGCAAGUUCCUGACUUCUUGCUGUGGGUGCUCAGUGCCAGGUGGCAUCUGGCUUUCCCUGUAUUUGGUGGCUGCAGGCAGAUUGACGAGGUCUAAACUUCCCAGGGCUCCAGGUGCCCAGGAAGGGUGCAGAGGAUGGGAACCAGGAGUCUACAGCCCAGAGAUGGGGGGCAGUCGCCCAGGUCCUUGGCCUUCAGGGGAGAACAAACCUCUGCCCAGUCACACCUGAGACCUGGGUUUGUGUCAGGGCCUUGAAUGGUGGUGGCCUUGGGGUAUCCCUGGGCUAACCGUGCCCUGGACCCCCUUGCUGUGGGAGCUGGGUGGCCUGCUGCUUCUUCCCCUGCACCCCUGGACCAAGCUGGGCCUCAGCCCCUCCCACCCCCUUCCGUGCUCAGCAGUCUGCAGACCAGGGGACACCAACAGGGCCACGUGACUGGACCUGAGGGGCCCAGUAUGUAGCAAGGCGACGUCUCUAGCCUCUGUAUCCCUCUUUCCCUCAGUGGGGGGCCCAUCUCCCGGCUUCUGCCUCAUUUGGGGAGACCAGCACUUCAAGUCUCCUGGGACCCUGGGAGGAGGGGACUGUACCCUCUCCCUAUGGUGCAGGGGUCCAUCCUUUGUCACAGGAUGGGAAAGUCUCAGCUGCUUCAGGAAGGCCAGGUGCCCCACUCUCCAAGGCCAGGGAUGGGAAGCCCUGGAGGGCCUCUGUCCAGCUUGCCGGCUGCUGGGGUGUGCUCGCAGCAGGCGGGAGCCCAGGAAGACAGCAGUCUUGUCACCGUGCUCCUUGGCAGGCAGAGAGCUCUUAGAAUGUUCCCAAAGACUGGGUCCCUCUUGGGAAACAGGCCAGCGAAGGAGGUCACUGCCCAGUCCCCACCAGCCAAGGAGCAAGGGUGGGAGGUAGGACCCAGGGCCAUGCUCCCCUGGGGUCAGACCCUGAGCCUUCACUCAACUUCAGAUGCAGCCCUGUGACUAGGGAGGGCAGAGUCCCCAGGACAAAAGACUCGGCCAUACAUGCGAUGGCUGUGGACUAUUACUCUUACGCCCAAGUCCUUCCCCACAGAUCAUGUGGACAUCACUUGGGCAAUGGACUCAAGGACAGGGGACUCCAGACGUGCUGGGCACCAGUGGACACACAGGAGCAGGUGAGGGUCUCGACACCCAGAGUGUCGACAUGGCUCCUUGUCCAUGUGGCACCAAGGGGUCAGCAGUGUCCAAAUCUAAAGUCCACUCACAAUGGGCCCCAGGCCAUGGACUGUCCCAGCAGGCACUUUCCAUUCCCCAAAUGUGUGACUGGAACAGGAACAAUGGAGGUUGGCAGAAGCCACACUGCAUCCACCAACCAGCAGACCUGGUCACUGGGGCAGGAGUCGGCAGAGUGUGGUCAGCCAGGAGGAAGGGCCCUGGUGAGAGUACCUGCCUAUGGUGGAGCCAGGCACAGAGCCUCCUGGGUCCAGGCACUGGCCAUCUGUCCUCCACUCCUUCAGGAGGUCCUGCAGGAGAGAAGGCUCUGGCGGAGGAGCGUGGACUGCUGCCGACCCGUCACAGGGAGCCCAGGUUCAACAGUCACUAGGAACCAUGUGGCAGAACUGGCUACCACCAGCAGGACCGUGUCAGAACUCGCAGGCCAGAGCACCCAGUGGGCCAGCAACACUGCAGGUAUUUUGGGGGGAAGUGGAGUAGGAUGGAGCAGGAGGCUGGUCCUGAUUCUUGUGUCCUGGACUGCUUCCCAGGGCCUGUCCCUCUGCUCACCCCUGGGGCAGCAGAGGCUGCAUUUGGGACCAGAUGAUGGAGAGAGCAGAGCUCAGCCUCCUCUUGAGGGGGCAGCUCCUGUGAGGGGCAGGUGCAUAGGGUAGGGGCCUCUCUCUAGCCCAGUCAGGGCAGCUUGAGGACCCUGGCAGGGCAGCCUCCCCAUGGGCAGAGCUGGAUGCAGGCCCUGGGCAGCCUGCGUGUGAGGGGAGACAGGGUCCACGGGACCUGGAGCCCCAGACAAGGCAAAGUCCUAGCAGCUCACCACGGCCAACAGGAGAAGGAGGUGGAUGGGGCCCCAGGUCCUGAGGAGGGCUGCCUGGAAGUGGCCAUAGAGUGUGGGAUUCAGGAGACGUUUCAUUCUCAGAAAUAACUUCCCUGGGCCAGACUGGGUGAGCGCCCAGAGUAGGGAUGCUGACCUCAGCAAUGUCAUGAGCCCAGGGUGCACACAGCCACUGUGGGGACUGAACCUGAGACGGAUUCAAGGAGAGGGCACUGGGUGAGCUGCCAAUCAAACGGGGACCUAGUGGGUGCAGUCCUAUCACGACUCUCCUCUGUGCCUUGGGGUCAUUCUGCACCUCACCUCUUGCCCCAGGCCCCCCGGGAGGCUGAGCUGCUGCCACCUCUUUCAACUUCAUCCUUAGGGACAGCCCAGGGGCAGCCUGGAGAGGGCCUGGCUGUCAGGGUUUCCCCUCAGAGAGGCGAACGCUGUCAGGGUUCAAGCCAGAAGCGGCACACAGGGGCCUAGGCCACAACUCGGCCCCUCAGGGGCAGGCAGCAGGAACACCUGACCCUUCAGGCUGACCUGGAGCUGUAGCCCUGACCACAGAUGGACCUCACCAUCCCUGAGCAGGGGCACUGGGCUCAUCCUGCAUGACCAAGGUCACCCGGUGGCCAGCUCCACACCUGAGAUGCAUACAAGGGAAUGUGGCUCUGUGCUGGGAAGCAGCUGGCAAAUGCACUGAGCCCCUCUGCCCCAGCCACAUGCCCUGGCAUGGAAGGCACCCAGGGCAGGAGGCACGGCAGGGCUCGAGUCUCCCCAGACUCCACCUUCAUCAGAGGCUUCAGCACAGGAGGCCCAGGACAGUGAUGCAGGUCUGGUGGAGAUGGGGUCCUUGUUCCCCACAGUCAAAGACUGAACACCAGACAAGAGACAAGGCAAGCCCAGCAAGCAAGUUUCAUCUAAGAAAGUGAUGGAGACAGACUUCUCUGAAUGAAGCAAGAACAAGGGCAGGUAGUUAGUGUAGAGAGAUGAUGGGUUCAGGUCGCGAAGGUUGAAGCAGAUUAGAAGGGAAUGGAGAUCUACUGCCUUCAGGACACAUGCCCCUCCCCCUCACCUGUGGCCACAGUCAUCUGCCUCUCAGGAAGUUUCCUCCCUGCAGGAAACUGUUAGUGAUAUUCCCUGGUGGCUCCCUUCAUGCUUUUCUGGACAGACAAUGGAAAAUGGGCAGAGGUACCCCUAGAUUUCCCCCUUCCUGCCUUUUUGCCACAGGGCUGGAUAUGAGGAGAGGGCCCUGGGGCUAUAUCUCAGCUGAUACAGUGCCUACCUCCCAUGCACAAGGCCCUGGGUUCCAUCCCUAGCACCACACACACAAAAAAGUAAUAAAAUAAAAAGUAAAUAAAUAAAUAAAUAAAACAAAAAAGAGGGGGCAUGAGAAGUAAGAAAUGACCUCUGAAUGCCCUUCUGUAAGAUCAGGCAAGGUGGGCAGCAACCAAAGGAGGCAGAUUUUAAAAGGCUGCUGAAGGAGGCUUUAUUGAGAUAUCACUCCCGGGAGGAACUGGGUCAGACCAACAGAGUGAACAGGAGAAGGGUCUGAGGAGAAACCGCGUAGAAGCUUGACCGGACUGGACUUUUAUGGGGCUUAGGCAGGAAGGGAAGGGCUUGGGACAGGAAAAGGUGUUUUUAGAGUCUCUUGUCCCGCUGGAGUUGGUGUGUGUGGGGGAGCUGGCUGAACUUCAGGAUUGGCCAGGGGGUCCUGCUGAUUGACAGGGUUUCUGCCAACACCUGACUGAAGUUUCUUUCCCGCACGGGCUGCUUUGUUCUAAGUCACCACCACCGACCUGACGUCUCCCUGGGGAGAGGUCUGUCUCUUCUAUCCUUUAAAUAAAACUUGCUUUCUACA
This is a messenger RNA of Marmota monax (woodchuck), 4820 nucleotides long. Its product is annotated as interferon-induced transmembrane protein 3-like. Gene Ontology annotation, biological process: response to interferon-beta; negative regulation of viral genome replication; defense response to virus. The transcript is spliced from 3 exons. Gene Ontology annotation, cellular component: plasma membrane. The coding region runs from base 132 to 440 and encodes 102 amino acids. The record is from RefSeq and is a predicted model, not a curated record. NCBI's taxonomy places the organism in Eukaryota, Metazoa, Chordata, Mammalia, Rodentia, Sciuridae.